AGUCUGGUGGAGGGAGAGUGAGCGGGGCUGCCCCGAAUGGACUGACAUAAGAGGGGAUUUAUAUUUUAACGGGUGUCGUGCUCCGGUAAAACUACACGGUACAAGUUGAAAACCAACUAUUCCGCUCGAUGUAUGUUCAUGUUGGUGCUUUUACCAUGUAUAUGUGUCAUCGUCGAGAGAGGAUUGAACUUGCCAGCAGUCUAUAUUUGCCGAGGAGGGAAACCAAUACAAGGUCUCGCUGUCUCCCUGGAGCGGAGUAUUAUUAGCAGUUCAGGCAGUGCAACUGUCGCUCUCUGGCCAUGCACUGCAAUUACACUAUAAAGAGAUCAGAAUAUAAUAGAUAAGAAUAAAACGCAGAAGAGGAAGGUUUUAAAAAGAAGAAAAAAAAUUGUGUGCUGAACAAAAGAUAAACAUUCAACUGGCUCCCAUGCUGUCUGCCAGAAAUCCUCCUCUCCACACCCUCAGCCAUGCCUGCUACUACCAAACCCACCAGGAGACAGACACCUGCUCAGAGAAAAAAUGGCCAGAAAGUGAUUAGCACCAAGAAGCAAACUUGUAACUCAAAUAAACCCAGAGGAAGAGCCACAGAGAGGCCCCAGAAAACACCUGCAGAAUCCAAAAGGUCAACAGCCAGGGCCAAGGCACAGUCAGGCCGAAGCCCCCGUGGAAGAGGGGUUAGCAGACCUGCUAGUCAGGGCCCUGGCAGGUCCUCUGGCAGAGUUAACCAUGCCCUAAAUGUAACAGGAUCUGCAAGGCUUAGACGGCCAAGCAAUCCGCUUGACCACUGUGGUGAGUUACAAGACCCCCUAGGGCGAAGGAAGUCCCUGCGGGGCACACAGAUGUCUGUUACUCUUUGCCAGCUUCCUAAACCUUGCAGAGGGGGGAGAAACAGCAGGAGGGGCGCAGGGAGACAAGCAGCAUCACAGCAAGGAAACACAAGGAACCAGCACUCAGGCACGAGCAUCAACGAUUUAACUUCUGACGAUGACGGAAAUGAGAAUCUGGAGGCCUGUGCUGCUGAAGAAACACUUCCAGUUUCUCUAAUAACUGAUUUUGAAGUUCCUGCGAGUAUCAUAGAUCACGGUUUAGGAGUCAACAAUGCUAAAGAGUGUAGCCCUCUUAAAGCAGAUUCACCACCGUGUAACGAUAUGCUGGAAGACUGUGUGCAGUGCAGCUGUGACAGUACUAUAACCCAACCCAAAGACAAAAAGCCUGUCAGUCAUAACAGUGAAGGUAACCUGAGGUGUGUGAUUAGGGUUUGUGAUGAUGUUGAUGGACAGCUAAAACUCUGCAGUGACAGAAGUAAAGAUAGCCCCUCUGUGCUAAUGAAUAGUGGCUCACCAGGGGUGCAGAGCAGCAGCGAGGGAAAUGACAGUUCAUCUAUCCUCGUAAAUAAGUUUGAUCGCCUUGCCAGUGAUAGUAAGCAAGAUGAUGUGUGUACUGUAUAUCAAGAGGAAGGUAACAUGUCAGACGUGAAAGAGAAUAGGACAGAUGAAAGAGUGAUACUUGUCAACGAGAGAAAAGAGAAGAUACAUCAUGAGAGAGGAGAGAGUUUAGAGGCAGAGAAAGCCGUUGAGAGACAAAAUGAGACCGUGGAAGUGAUGGAGCAGAUUGUUGAGAGGCUGGGUAAUUGUGAGGGAGAAGAGGGAAGAAAUAAAGAAAAGGAGAAUGAUGUUUCCAUCAAUCCUGCUGACUCCCACCCCAGCACUCCAGCCUCUCAAUGUCCAGAUCCACCUCACUCUAACAAUGGACUGACAGCACAGUCAGAAUCACCUGUAAAUGUGCUAUCAGUCUCCAACGCAGCUACCUCAAAUCCCACCAAAGCCCCCUUCACCUCAGAGGUACUUAAGCCAGAGGUUCUGAGCCAAGGUAAGACAGACAUGCAACCUACCGUUCAUGGUGCUAAACCUCAAUUCACAGGGUCCUCAGCUGUCGCUGAAACUGCCCUGAGGGUGCAGACUGUUCUAGUAAAACGAAAUAUGCCGGUUAUUAUACAUAGUGACUCCUUCAAACCCAGGAGCUUGAGGGAUUCAAGCCAGGGGGAACCACACCAACUGCAAAGCCUAGCGAUCCCCUCUCCUCAGGGAGAGAAACAUGCUUGCACACUAGCAGAGACGAAGACCAAAGAUAGUGAAUUCAAUCGAGAGGCAUUGGCGCGCCACAGCCAGAAAGUGACAUCUUCGCUGUCAUUGUCACUUGUUCCUCAGUUGAGCACAGAUGCCCUUACAGCUGAGUGUGAACCAAACCAUAGCAAGGACAGUGUUGUGGUAGCAGUGUCAGAGCCAGGCACAGUGCCAAAGAUCUCGACUCCUUCUCUGGACGGUAGCUUCACCUUCUCCUGCAGCUCAGAAAGCACACGCUCCUCUUUUUCUUUUGACACUGAAUCAGAGGCAGGGUAUGGAGAAUCCAGCCCCUCUAUUCUACCUGGAUCCUGUGGGACAGAGGAGGCCUGCUUGCCCUCCUGGAAAACACAGAAGAAGGAGAGGAAGAAGCGGAGCAGGUGUGGGACGUGUGAGCCAUGCCUGAGGAAGAUCAACUGUGGCCAGUGCAGUUGCUGCCUCAACCGCAGGACUGGCCACCAGAUCUGUAAGAUGAGGAAGUGCGUAGAACUGAGGAGGAGAAGACCUUCAUCUCUGCUCAUGCUCUCUGCUGCACAGUCUCAGGUGGUUCCAGAAAGUGGUUCAGUAAAUGGCAAAGGCAAGACACAGAUGGAUGACACCCACACGGCAACAGAGGAGGAUGAGGGGGAGGAAGGCCACAUACUUCAUAAACAAGCUCCCCUUAUCACCCACUUGCUCACCCACAACCUGGCCUCGGACCAAGGCGGACGGCUGGCACUUGUUAAAAGAGAGCCAGGGCUGGAGCUGACCAGCAUUGCACUUCACCAACACUUAUGCUCUUCUGUGACUUUUCAGAAUGGUUCUGCUGAGAACCUGACAAAACCCAACGGUGCUAAUAUGACCACUGGGUCACACUCUGAUCGGAAGUCUGCAUAUAAAAGGACUACGAUUGCAUCUGAGCCUCAAAGGACUAUAAUAACUGCAAUCCCUAAAGAUUGCCCUCAGGAUGGACCCAAGACUCCUCCAGACGACAUGUCAGUUCCACUAAAGAAGAUCAAACUCGAGGAGCCGUGGAUGUGGAUCACUGAACAGGCCACCACACAGCUGAGUGAUGAAGAUGAGGUCUGCGAAGACCCACUGUCCACGCUGGCGGCCGUGGUGUGUCUUUCUGUCACAGAGAGGAAGGGACUGGAGGAGAAACUUUUCAGCUCACGUUCUUCCAUUCUUUGCUCCAUCAAAACAGAGCCACCAGAUUUGCACUUUGUCAAAAAAGAGCCAGAGGACUUAAAAAAUGACUUGUGUCAGAAAAGCACUCCUAUUAGCCUGCAAAGGACUCCCCAGCCUAUCAAAAGUGAACCUCCUCCAAGUGUCUUGCAACCAAGCGUGCAGACUUUGGCAGAGAGAAGAAAUCUUAGUUUUGAUCAGGCUAUUGCAAUUGAGGCCUUGACCCAACUGGCAGCUAUACCUCAAAGCACCCCAGGGUCCAUUAAAGUUGAAAGUAAGUGUGAACAUCCCAUUUCUACUGCUGCCCCAUUUUCAACCUCUGAUACAAAUACAAACCUGCAAGAAGCCAAACCCACAGCAGCUAUCCGCUACAACAAAGUCUCGGUCAUUAGCUCACCACUGCACCAGACGUCAGUCAUACACCCUCCUGUGGCCAGACAAGGGAAUGUUACCCAGUGCUCUCAGGGGCUGAGCUCGAACACAAAGCUGUCUCUGCAGUAUCUUUUAGAAGCCAGCUCAGACAGUGAUAAAGCACCCUGCAGGAGGACAGAGCCAGGCUUUGGUUCUCAUGUCAUCAAGUCGGAAUGCACCUAUAAAGAUCCCAGUGACAUGAAUUUCAGUAAAGAUCAUGAACGGUUGUUUGGGGAAGACAGAGACAGGGUUGUUGCUAAAGUGAGGAGAAACAGAGAGGAGGAGGAGGUGGCAGCUCAGCUGGCAGACCUGGCCUUCAUCAUCCAGUCUCGACACAACCAGCAGUCAAGGAACAACCCUCUGAAAGGAACACCUGUGUCAGCCAUCAAAUACAACUACAACUCCCAGCUACCCCCCAGUCAGAAAAAGCCCAUUGUGAAAAAAACAAGAGCUACGCCUAUCAAGCCCAGGAAGAAGAAAAGUGAUGGACCUAAUGAGAGAACCAACUGCAGGACCCCCCUCUCAAAACGCAUGCCAAAUGGAGAGACGGCCCACAGGAGCAGAGGCCAGAAGAAUCAACCGCAGGGGAAAUCCCACAAGAGGAACCUGUUUCUGCCUCAGGCUCAAAUUGACUUGAAGAGAUACUUGGCUGAGGCUCAGGAGGAUAGGAGGCAACUCAUCCAUCACAGUAACGCACACAAUACAGCCCUGUUAAGGCCGCAGACUCAGAACUACAACACUCUCACAAGGAUCAACCAUACUCGUGGUCAAGAAAACCAUCUAUGGUCACUUUCAAAUGGUCCACUCCACCAACACAAUCCAUGCAAUGGUCAUGAUGCAGGACCAGGGCAGGAGUGUGAAAAGCAUUUGUUAUCUCAGGUAGCGCAGCCCUGUGGUGGGCUGCAGCACGAUGCUGAUCCUAACACCAGCCCAGCCAAUACCACUUUCCUCAGCUACAACACUGGUCAUCAUGGUCUGGCUAAUGGCUUCUCAGGGGCUCGGCAGUCCCCACCUCCGAGCCAGCAGGGCUACUACAAGCUGGAAAGGGCAGGACCUGUCACUGUCCUGUCCACAGCUACUGAUGGGGAUCUGGCCCACUCUGCAGAAUCAACUCCAUCCAAGAACAGCAUCAACAGCUUUCUGGAGUCUCCUAUGAGUUUUCUGGAUACCCCUACCAAGAACUUGCUCAAUACACCUUCCAAAAAAAUGGCUGAUCUUCCAUCCUGUCAAUGCGUGGAUCAUUUCAUUGAAAAGGAGGAAGGCCCUUACUAUACUCACCUUGGAGCAGGACCUAGUGUUCCUGCAGUGAGAGAACUGAUGGAGAACAGAUACGGUGCCAAAGGAAAUGCAGUAAGGGUGGAAGUUGUUGUUUACACUGGGAAAGAAGGCAAGAGCUCCCAGGGGUGUCCAAUAGCUAAAUGGGUGAUCCGGCGUGACAGUGAACAGGAGAAGCUGCUGUGUUUGGUCCGCCGGAGGCCAGGGCACUACUGUGACACUGCCGUGUUGGUGAUCCUCAUCCUGGCGUGGGAGGGAAUCCCUCGGCCGGUGGCGGACAAUCUCUACCAGGAUCUUACACAGACCCUCUUUAAAUACGGCUCCCCCACCAGCCGUCGCUGUGCCCUCAAUGAAGAUCGUACAUGUGCAUGCCAGGGUUUGGACCCAGACACCUGUGGAGCUUCAUUUUCCUUUGGCUGCUCCUGGAGUAUGUACUUCAAUGGCUGUAAGUUUGCCCGCAGCAAAGUGCCCCGCAAGUUUCGCCUGCUUGGAGACUACCGGGAGGAGGAGGAGAAGAUAGAGAACAACCUUCACAGUCUCGCCACUGACCUCGCACCACUCUACAAAAGAUUGGCUCCUGAGGCCUUCCAAAACCAGGUGGAAAAUGAGGCGGCAGGGAGUGACUGUCGGCUGGGUGGGAGGGAGGGACGUCCUUUUUCUGGGGUAACAGCCUGUGUGGAUUUCUGUGCCCACGCUCACAAGGACACUCACAACAUGAAUAAUGGCAGCACUGUGGUGUGCACUUUAACCAAGGAAGAUAACCGUGCAGUGCGUAACAUACCAGAAGAUGAGCAGCUCCAUGUUCUGCCACUUUACAAGAUCUCUGAUAGGGAUGAGUUUGGUCAGGUUGAGGGCCAGUGGGCCAAGAUCCGAAGUGGUGCUUUGCAAGUUCUGUCUGCUUUUCCUCGAGAGGUGCGUCUACUGGCUGAGCCAGUGAAAUCAGCCCGUAAGAUUAGGCAAGAAGCUCGUCUGAGGGCUCAAGCAGAGAAAAUGGAGAAGAAGCUCGGCCUGACUCCUCUCACUCCUGGGAAAGUAAAAAGCGAAACCCCCAACAAAGAGCCACAGGGCUUCUACAGCUCAUAUAGUCUACCACCCAGACCUGCCAGCGUUGGAAGGUACCCACCAGAGAGGAUUCAACCCAGCACUUACAACCAGAGCACCAGCAGCUACCCCACUCUGAGUGCAGGGCUCACCCCACAGAAGGAGGUCAUCUCCCCCAACUACCAUGGCCUGCCUGGCCUGCAGUUUGGACAGAAUGGCUCAGCUCUUAAUUAUAAGACAGUAAGUGAGACUGUGAAUGGUUAUUCUCCAGCGUCUGGUGAUCAGAGUGUUCGUAUAACUCCACAUAAUGCCCUUAUUGACUACUCCCAUACUUUUAAAACUGAGCCCAACACGGUGCACUGCUCUCCUCUGCACAGACUCUCCCCCAGUGGGAGUGCUCCUCCUCCCUCCUCCUUCUCCCCCAGACCUACCUCUGAGGGCCUCUUCAGCAGGCUCAAUGGACUCCACAGGGCUGCAGGAGAUGUCGCAGCAGAGGUCAGAGGUCAUGGUCUCCCUCCGCUCUCAUCUCUCCCCCUUCCCCCACAAGCUCCCCCGCUUGAACCUGAGGAAGUUAAGCAGGAAGAGGUGUGGUCAGACAGCGAACACAACUUCCUGGACCGUGAUAUAGGCGGAGUCGCCGUGGCACCGUCACACGGCUCCAUCCUGAUAGAGUGUGCACGGCGGGAGCUUCAUGCCACCACCCCUAUCCUCAGGCCAAACCGCAGCCACCCGACCCGCAUCUCCCUGGUCUUCUACCAGCACAAAUCUCUAAAUGAACCAGGCCACGGGAUGGCUAUGUGGGAUGCCAAAAUGGCCAAGCGGGAACGGGAACGGGAGGAGGAGGAGGCAGAAAGGUUAAGGAUGGAGGACUGCCCGAGCAAAUGUGUUGGGAAGAAUGGCACCAGAGCUGGAGGUGUGGAACUAGAGGAGGAAACUGGGGAGGAGGCAGAGGAGACCAGGAGGAUGAUGAAUGUCCCCACACGGCUAGCGUGGACUCUCCCGAGGGAUGGUGUCGUCACCGUGUCCCCUUAUGCUCUUACCCAAGUGACGGGCCCUUACAAUCGCUGGACUUAGUCAACAUGUUUUACACAAACACACACACACACACACACACACACACAGAAAACUCCUACUCCCUGUACUUCUGCCUUACCUCAAUCAACUUCAAACUGCGACUCUCAUUUUUACGUCGUUGUCAUUGUGCUUUUCUAGUAUCUGUUUGUUGACUUUGCCCUUCUUCGUCUCUGCCUUCAAAGUGAUGAGGAAGACCAAAGUUUGUUGGCUUCUUAACUGUGAGUUUCUGUGUUUUUAUUGUAAAGAGAUGGUGCUUUGAAGCAUUUUAAAGAUUUUUAAACUGGUUUUAUAUACAUGAUUAAGAACAAAAAAGCAUUGAUUAUUUAUUCUGAUCAUAACGAUUUCUAUUUAAUUCCUGGUGUAAGCCUGUUUACUGCAAGAUUUCUACGAUAACCUGCAUUAUGUGUUGACACUCAGAAUUGAUGUUGUACAGUAGGACUAUGCUCUUUAUUUCAGCCCAUAGUUCGCUUUUUAUAAGAUGAAUCUCAUUGGCUUUUACGUUGGUGCCAUUCUCACCGUAACCUCUGUUAAACUCAUUACAUCACAUAAUGUAUAAAAUAAGACUAAUAUUGUGCAUAUAUUUACUAUAGAUUGUCACUUGUAGCAUUGUGCUUUUCCUUCUGCUGCCUCUGACUUCUGUUGGCAGUCAAUGAAAGAAAUGUACUUCUUCGGUUUGUUGUUUUGUUAAUUUUUUUAAUUUUUGUCUGGAUGGUUUGUCUUUUAUUCACAGAUAUGUAUGGCAUAUUAAGAAGCACUUUUUUAUUUCCCUAAACCUAACUUGAAAAAGGUCCCAAUCCAUAGGCCUGAAUAUGUAUGUACAGAUAGAGAUAUAUAUAUAUGACAGUCUAGCAUGAACACGGUUUUAUUUUUACAGUAUUUCUGCAUUUAUUUGAUUUUCAUCCAUUUGAUUGAAAAUGGCAUACAUAUCUCAUGCAAUUCAAAACUUAGCACAAUGAGGAAUCAUGAAAUGCUGCAACAAUGAAGUGCUUAGCAUUGAUGGCUCUUAACUUAUGUUCAUCUUCUGAAAAAUAGGAAUUUAAAAAAUCUUUCACAGGGCACAAGUGUGACUAUAGGAUUUCAAAAACGUACUGUACAUUUUGAUGGUGCUAAUAAGACGAAGAAGUGUCAGAUAUGUCAACAGAAUAUUACUAGUUUUAAUGUCCAUUCUCAGAAUUUGAAAACAAAAUUGUGUCAGCCGAUCCUGAAUAAUCAAACUAUUUCUUCUUUUUCCUUCUCUGUGCUUUUGUUGGUCAACCACUCAAACAUCAGAUCCCACUCAGACAAUCCCCACUCAAAGGUGCUCGACCCUUGUGAAGAGCGUUUACAGUUUUUUUUAUACAGGGUCUAGGGUUGGUGUCAACUCUUGCUAAAUCAUGAUCUUUAUUUUGUAUUACACAUGAAUGAGAAGCUCCUCAUUUUAAGAACUCAUCAAUGACAUUUCAGCACAACCGAUAAAAGACCUUUCACUGAUAUUCACACUAACACUGGUGGUAUAAUGUUUCCUUUUGGUGCUAAUAGCAAAAGAUGUCAAGAUACAUGCAUUGAUUUGAUCUGGUUAUAUACUGUACAGUGAUGGCAUGGUGCUUUUAUAAAACUCAGCACACACUGAUCUGGUAUAUGAAUCAAUACCUUAGUAGUUGUAGAAUUUUUCUGGAUGAUUACUGGCUGACAGACUGAGAUGCGUUGGUAUGUCCAUCAUUGAUCAUGAUGUUUUUCAAGUAAAAAGCAACUUAUUGUGCAGAUGUCCAUUUAGAGUUCAAAUGUCUUCCACGGAUAACCAAACUGCAAAAAUCGCGUCAUACACACAAAAUAAAAUGAAUGUAAACUGUUUUUAAAUCACUUGAUUUAACAUGUUUUAACACAACAUAACAAAGUUACAGUUGUAAAGUUUCUUUUGAUUUACUGUGGGGCACGUUCUCAGUCCACCAUGAAAGUCUUUGUAUCAACGAGGAACUAACAACUAGCACCAGCAUUGAAAAAUCUGAAAAAAAACUUUUAUUAGUAGAAAAUGUGUAAAUAUGAAUGUGAACCAUUUUGUUUUUACUGUACUGUUAAUGGUGUUUAGACAAAGAUGAUCUUGUUUAUUUUGAAACUGAAUUACUGUACGUUGCUCAAAAUAUAUCCAGUUUAGACUUGAGAAGAGACUAAAUUUAGCUUUCCUUAUAUGGAAGUCUGAUCUCUUUUUUGGAUUGUGAAAUAAAGUCAUAUUUAUAUUUUGGACCUGA
This is a messenger RNA of Sander lucioperca (pikeperch), 9310 nucleotides long. RefSeq names its product tet methylcytosine dioxygenase 1 (gene tet1). Gene Ontology annotation, cellular component: nucleus. The record is from RefSeq and is a predicted model, not a curated record. Gene Ontology annotation, biological process: positive regulation of transcription by RNA polymerase II; oxidative demethylation. Gene Ontology annotation, molecular function: DNA binding; zinc ion binding; DNA 5-methylcytosine dioxygenase activity. The coding region runs from base 468 to 7085 and encodes 2205 amino acids. The transcript is spliced from 12 exons. Lineage: Eukaryota; Metazoa; Chordata; Actinopteri; Perciformes; Percidae.